AUGGCUGAUAUUGGGUAUACUUUGAUUUACGAGCCAAACGUGGCUACUAAAACGUCAGUCAGUGAGUUUCGUUCAUUGUUGGAAAAAGGCAAGGAUGAGACGAAGAUUGAUGCGAUGAAGCGUAUCUUGAUCACUAUUCUCAACGGGGAUCCACUUCCGGAUCUAUUAAUGCAUAUUAUAAGAUUCGUUAUGCCCUCAAAAAAUAAGGAAUUGAAAAAGCUAUUAUAUUUCUACUGGGAAGUAUGUCCGAAAUUGGACAGCAAUGGAAAAAUGAGACAAGAAAUGAUUCUUGUGUGUAACGCUAUUCAAAGAGAUUUGCAGCAUCCGAAUGAAUAUGUUCGAGGAAAUACUCUUCGGUUUUUAUGCAAAUUGAAAGAACCAGACUUAUUAGAGACUUUGGUACCCAAUGUUCGACAAUGUCUUGAACACCGUCAUGCAUAUGUUAGAAAGAAUGCGGUGUUUGCUGUUUAUUGCAUACAUAAACUAUCUGAGCAUUUAGUGCCGGAUGCAGAUGAAUUGAUUUACAAAUUUUUAUACGAGGAAACUGAUUCAGUCUGCAAAAGAAACGCCUUUGUAUCACUAGGUGACUUGAAUAGGGAUGCGGCAUUGCACUAUGUUCAGGACAAUAUUACUGUUUUAGAAACGUUGGAUUCAUUAAUUCAAUUAGCUUUCAUUGAGUUCAUUAGGCAAGAUUCAUACAAAAACCCUUCAUUAAAGCCUAAAUACACCCAGUUGAUCACAGACAUCAUCGAAAGUUCAUCAAAUGUUGUUGUUUAUGAAGCAGCAACGACACUUACAGUGUUGUCAUCUAAUACACAAUCCAUUUUACUAGCCGGUAGUAAAUUUGUGGAAUUAGCUACAAAGGAGGCUGAUAAUAAUGUGAAGAUCAUUACUUUAGAAAGAAUCAAUGAGCUCAAUAAGAAGAAUCCUGGAGUAUUGCAAGAUUUGUCUUUAGACAUCUUGAGGGUAUUAUCUUCACAGGAUUUAGAUGUGAAGAAGAAGGCGCUUGACGUUACUUUACAAUUCAUUACUAGCAGAAAUGUUGAAGAUGUUGUUAAAUUAUUGAAAAAGGAGUUGCAAAGAACCUCUUCACUGAAUGAAGAUAAAACAUCUGAGUACAGGCAAUUGUUGAUCAAUUCAAUCCAUCAGCUAGCAAUCAAAUUUGUUGAAGUUGCGGCUAAUGUUGUAGACUUAUUGCUUGACUCCAUUAGUGAUUUGAAUACUAGUGCUUCGUAUGAAGUUAUCACUUUUGUCAAAGAGGUAGUUGAAAAAUUUCCUGAUUUAAGGAUUCCUCUUUUAAGCAGAUUAAUUUCAGCUUUGCCAGAUGUAAAGAGCGGUAAAGUCUUUCGAGGAUCUCUUUGGAUUAUUGGGGAAUAUUGUUUGGAAGAAAAAUUGAUCCAGGAGUCUUGGAAAUAUAUCAGGUCAAGCGUAGGUGAGGUACCUAUUAUCGCUAGCGAAAAAAAAGCUAUGGAAGAAACUGAUAGUGGAGAACUGAAUGGAACAAGUGAAGUGGCUACUAAAAAGGGACCGACUAUCUUGCCAGAUGGCACGUAUGCGACUGAAAAUGCUUUAACUACAGAGGUACAGGAGAUCGAUAAUCAAGAGAAACCACCUAUUAGGAAGCUCAUCUUGUCUGGUGACUUUUAUUUGGGAGCUGUUUUGUCUUCCACCUUGGUAAAGCUUGUAUUGCGGUUGGAACGUCUCAAUACACAAGUAAGUCUUUUGAAUGCUCUCAAAGCUGAAGCCUUACUAAUCAUGGUUUCCAUCUUAAGAGUUGGAAAUAGUCCUUUCGUGACGAAAAAGAUUGAUGAGGAUUCUGGAGACAGAAUAUUUUCUUGCAUAAAAUUUUUGACAGACGAUGAAGAUGCAAAGCUCAUCCAAUCUGGAUUCUUAGAUGAUACCAGGGAUGCUUUUAAAGCACAAAUUGCAACUGCUGAAGAAAAAAGGGCAGAAGCUGCUGCGAGAGACUUCCAUGAGAACGCUGAACAAGUUGAUGAUUCUAUUGUCUUUAGACAGUUUGACAAAGAUAGAACAGCCGCUGUCUCUAAAAAUGAUGAUCUUUCUUUAGCAACAGGAAGCGAUUUGAAGAAAGAGGAUCUCUCUUCAAGAUUAAACAAAAUUUUACAACUUACAGGUUUUUCAGACCCGAUCUAUGCAGAAGCUUAUGUCAAGGUUCACCAAUUUGAUGUUGUGUUGGAUGUUUUAUUAGUGAACCAAACAACUAACACAUUACGUAACCUUUCUGUUGAAUUUGCAACUUUGGGUGACUUGAAGGUUGUCGAUAAGCCUACUACUGCAAACAUAGGACCACACGGAUUUUAUAAAAUUCAAACAACUGUGAAAGUUACUUCAGCCGAUACAGGAGUCAUUUUUGGGAAUAUUGUAUAUGAUGGUCAACACUCAGAUGAAUCAACAAUCGUGAUAUUAAAUGAUGUUCAUGUCGACAUAAUGGACUAUAUAAAGCCAGCCUCAUGUACGGAAGCUCAAUUCCGUAAGAUGUGGAAUGAAUUUGAAUGGGAAAACAAAAUCACUAUUAAAUCACAAAUGGCGUCUUUGAAAGAAUAUCUAGAGGAACUUAUGCAAGGAACAAACAUGAACUGCUUGACUCCUGGGGCAGUUAUUGGAGAGGAAUGUCAGUUUUUGUCCGCGAACUUGUAUUCUAGAUCAUCAUUUGGUGAAGAUGCCUUGGCCAAUUUGUGUAUUGAGAAGCAAGAUGAUGGUCCUAUAAUAGGUCAUGUGAGAAUAAGAUCUAAAGGACAAGGCUUGGCAUUAUCUCUAGGUGACAGAGUCGCUUCUAUUUCUAGGAAGGCAAGGAACGUAGAGAUUAAGAACGUAUAG
Molecule: messenger RNA, 2838 nt
Organism: Priceomyces carsonii
Lineage: Eukaryota; Fungi; Ascomycota; Pichiomycetes; Serinales; Debaryomycetaceae
Gene: SEC26
Product: coatomer subunit beta
Exons: 1
Coding region: 1-2838 (945 amino acids)
Biological process (GO): intra-Golgi vesicle-mediated transport; endoplasmic reticulum to Golgi vesicle-mediated transport; intracellular protein transport
Cellular component (GO): COPI vesicle coat; cytoplasm
Molecular function (GO): structural molecule activity
Source: RefSeq, a predicted model, not a curated record